Molecule: messenger RNA, 6507 nt
Organism: Pelodiscus sinensis (Chinese soft-shelled turtle)
Lineage: Eukaryota; Metazoa; Chordata; Testudines; Trionychidae
Product: substance-P receptor
Biological process (GO): G protein-coupled receptor signaling pathway; positive regulation of flagellated sperm motility
Cellular component (GO): sperm midpiece; plasma membrane
Molecular function (GO): substance P receptor activity
Source: RefSeq, a predicted model, not a curated record
CACAUCUGCUGGGAGACAGCGGGACAUGGAUCUCCUCUUUUCCGCCGAGGAGAACGCGAGCGCGCUGCCCCACAACCGCUCCCUCAAUAAAUCCGCCGAGGCCAACCUGUUCGAGCAGCCCGCCUGGCAGGUCACCCUCUGGGCCGCCGCCUACUCCCUCAUCGUGGUGGUGGCCGUGGUGGGGAACAUCGUGGUGAUGUGGAUCAUCCUGGCCCACAAGCGCAUGAGGACGGUCACCAACUAUUUCCUGGUGAACCUGGCCUUCGCCGAAGCCUCCAUGGCGGCCUUUAACACCGUGGUCAACUUCACCUACGCCAUCCACAACGAGUGGUACUACGGGCUGGCCUACUGCAAGUUCCACAACUUCUUCCCCAUCGCCGCCGUCUUCGCCAGCAUCUACUCCAUGACCGCCAUCGCCGUGGACAGGUACAUGGCAAUUAUCCACCCACUGCAACCCAGGUUGUCAGCCACAGCCACCAAGGUGGUGGUGGGCGUUAUUUGGUUCCUGGCUUUAUUGCUGGCGUUCCCGCAGGGCUACUACGCGAUGACAGAAAAGGUUGUCAACAGGAUGGUGUGUCUGGUGGACUGGCCGGAGCACGACACCAAGGUGUACGAAAAAACGUAUCAAUUCUCCGUGACGGUGCUGAUCUACUUCCUGCCGCUCCUGGUGAUAGGAUGCGCCUACACGGUGGUUGGCAUCACUCUGUGGGCAAGUGAGAUACCCGGUGACUCUUCUGAUCGCUAUCAUGAGCAGGUGUCUGCCAAGCGAAAGGUUGUGAAGAUGAUGAUCAUUGUGGUGUGCACGUUCGCCGUCUGCUGGCUGCCCUACCACUUCUACUUCCUCCUGCAAUUUUUUAACCCAGAUUGGUACCUGGAGAAGUUUAUUCAACAGGUUUACUUGGCAGUCAUGUGGCUGGCCAUGAGUUCCACCAUGUAUAACCCAAUCAUCUACUGCUGCCUCAAUGACAGAUUCCGCAUUGGCUUUAAGCACGCUUUCCGGUGGUGCCCUUUCAUCAGUGCUAGUGAAUACGAAGGGCUGGAGAUGAAGUCUGCCAGGUACCUCCAGACGCAGAGCAGCAUGUACAAGAUCAGCCGGAUGGAGACGACGGUCUCCUCUGUCAUCGGCAACGCUGAGGAAGACCCCGAAGAGAACAACAAAAUGAAGCGCCUCUCUGUGGAUAUGACGUCCAACGGCUCCUCCCGCAGUGACUCUAAAACAGUGUCCGAGAGCUUCAGCUUCUAUUCCAACACACUCUCCUAAGCCGCCUUCCCACUGAGAGAGGGUCACAAAAUAUUGCUUAUUCCUGGGCCUCCCCCAACCCUUUCCCAGCCCCCACCCCGGUCUCCAUUCCAUGUGCCUGCCUUCACCUUUUCCUGGCGAAGAUGCUCUGGUUGUGACAGUCGUCCCCUCUCAACAGCGUGCCUGUCUUAUUACAUCGGUUAUUACAGUGUUAUUACAUUGGUUAAUAUCAGCAAUAUCUGGUCUCUCUAUGGUACCUUGCAGUCGUUUGCUGGGCUGAAUGCUUAACCGGUGCCGGCCAGUGAAACCAGAUCUUAAUUUAUGAUACGGCGUUGCAGAAAAUAAGGUUAAAGGUAUCAGAACGUGGCCUUCCAUGCGACCGGUCAUUCUCCUGCUGUGCUCUGCCAUCGAUCGGUGUCUCAAUGCAAUGCUCCACUGGCUUUCCCCACUGCUUUUAUUGUCAUACUUCCUCCCUUACUUGCCGUUCUCUAGUUGUUGAUUUAAAAAAUGGAGAAAUGGGGUGAAAACAGGAAGACGGAGCUGGUGACUUUUGAAAUGAGCGGUCACCUCUGCUGGCUUAGCAGGUAAAACCCUACAUGGAGGCUGCCUUUCUUGCAAGUGGUAUGUGAAACACAGAGGAGUUCAGAACCUUCUACGUGUAGGAAAGAUUGAGCUCUUGAAGUGUAUUGCUACCCCCUCCUCUCAUGUCUUUCUUUUUAAACGCCGCUGCUUAACUUUCUGUCAAGGUAUAGCCCUCCUUCGGGGGAUCCUACAUGGCGUGUAGUCCAGGAGAGUUGAUCAUGUGACAUGGUCCAGCCUCUUCUGUGCUUGCCACUGAAAAGGUUCUAGUGUCAUUUUUAAUGUCAUCCCAGACAUGCUCUGUGCACGAUCCUAACCUCAUGAAGCAAAGACUUCAUCUCAGCUCAUCAGGGUCGAGGAAGACAGAACCAAGACAGGACCUCGGAUGUUUGCUCUAGCUGGCUGGUUCUGACGGUUUCAGACGCACCUCCCUCCAUUGGCCUCGCUCUCAUUCCUAUGCUCAUUAGAACCUCUAGAACAGGGGUUCCCAACCUAUGGGUCGCCAUUACAUUUCAAAAGGGUCACCAAGUGUCUCCCCAGGUGGCUCUGCCCUCCCUCCUCCCCCCCGUUUUUGAAUUGCCUUGGGUCACCAAGUCUUCCUGAAUUGUCAAAAUGGGUCCUUCUCUGGAAAAGGUUGGGAACCACCACUCUAGAGCCUUUGUUUAAAGUGCUGGAGGGGGGUUGUGGCUUCUCACAUUACCAUCUGGAUAGCCCAAGAGAGGCAAAAUACCCAAUUCGCUAACAUGUUUCACUUUCCCAACCCCCCGUGCCCAACACCCACCAAAUUAUUCUCAUUAUAUCAAGGGAAAUACAGCAAGAAACAAAGCACCUGGGUCAACCCUAAUUGUCAGGAAAUAAAUAUAGUUUACAGACAGGCCCUCUCCUGGCCUUUCAAAACAUGCUUAGGCCCUGGUCCUAUAUAUGGCCUGGGUUUUCCUCAGGGGUCUCUCAGUUAAGUGCUGAACAGGCCUGAUUAUGCCUCCUUUGGGACACCUGACAACCAAUCAUCCAGAGCAGCGUGCUCAGAGACAGCUGUCUCCGCCAAAUACACUUGCGAUGGGACACAAGUAGAGAUGGCAAAAAGCAUCUUACAAAACCCCAUAAAAGUGCACAUGGGACGAUGCUAAAGACUGCCUGAGAGCGAGGUAGCAGUAGACAGCUCAUGUAGUCACACAUAGGCUUAACAAUCCCAGUGGACAGUCAUUUGGUAAAUAAGCCUGGAAGAUGGGCUUGAUAAGAAAGAAUAUAAUGUAUCGGCCAAUACAAAUGUAUGAUGUGACUGACAGCGAACAGGCUUGUCUAACACACUUACAAACCCAACCUACGAAAAAGGAAAUGGGAUACUUCCAUUAUGGAAGACGCUUUCUGGGGCAUUUCAAAACCCUGACAGUAGAACCUCCGAGUUACCAACAGCAGAGCUGCGAACUGAUCAUCCACCACACACCUCACUUGGAACCGGGAGGACCCAAUCGGCCAGCAGCAGCCCAAACAAAGCAAAUACGGCGCAGUGCCGUGUGAAAUGUAAACGGCGGUAAGAGGAGCAGAGUUCCAGAGCUGUCCUAAGUCAAUGUUCCGCUGUAAACUUUCCAAGGAACCACCACAAUGAUUCGUUCAGACCUAGGGACAUUUCACAGGCGCAAACAACCUCCAUUCCGGAGGCGUUUGGAACUCUGGGGUCCUGCUGUCAUUGCCGCUUGUAAAAUUCUGCGUCACUGAAAGAGACUGAAAUACUUUGCAGAUACAUGGGUGGGUCCAGAGCAGGGUACGGAAAGGAAUGCCUGGUUAAAUCCACUGAAAUGUAUAGAAUUAAGCCAGAGAUCACCUUUGGGGGUUUACUAAGCAGCCUGUGAACUGGCUGUGGGAAAAUGCAGCUGUUAAAUAAAUUCCCAUCCCACACUGAUUUUUUAGAGGCCAAUAGAAAGUCCACAGAUUUCUCUGAUGGUUGAGAGUAUUGGUUGAGACGCUCUCUCAUACUUCCUGUCUUGGGAGGCAAGAUCUCAAACUUGCUUUCCUGCUGCCUGCCUGAUUCUUCAAAUCAUUUCUAGUAGUUUGCAUGAGGCAGGGGGAAAAAAGAAAAGUCAUAGAUGGAGAAGUUGAAAGUUUUUGUUUGUUUGUGUCUUUGCAUGCAGACUUCGGUCCACUGCUUGAAGUCUAAGCCUGUAUCUACACCGCCAGGAAUCAAACAGUCUCAUACGACAUUCAAGUGGCCAAUGCACAGCAUAAGUUUGGCUCACAGACAUGCCUAACUGGAAGGGUAGCAAUGUAGUUCAUGUCUCAAGCGAUGAGUUUUUGCUCUGACAAUAAAGUUCCGUGGAAUUGGCCUUAUUGGGGGGAGGGUUAAAGUGGAUGUUAGCGAAUAACCCUCUUUUGCUAACUGUCCCAGUGGCUGAUUUACAGUAAGUUUACAACCAGUAGGAUCAUUAAACAUGGGAGAGCCCUAAUGAUAUGCAGACAGAAUCUAACAAGUCACCAUAGUUCACAACCUAAGGUGCUUCUUGUGCAACUGUACAGCUUUACAAGCAACUCUGGGCAUCCUCAGUGGUAUUACUUGAAACAACAACUCAGUGAGAAAGUAGAACGACAUGUUACGAUUCGUGUUGUGAAACUGAAAAAGGUGGAAUGCACAAUUGCCAUCGGUAUUUGCAGGCUGUAACUGUUUGCAAAGAGCUGUGAAUGGCUUCCAAGGUUAGACCAGGGGUCAUGCUUACUAACCCUGUGUGUAAACUGUCUCAAAUGGGCAGGCUCAGGAUCAUAACCAUGAGGCAUCAUGAAGGAGCACAAGAUGGUUUUGUCUGCCUCUUAAAACAAAGUGGGCCAGAUGCGUAAGCGGUAUAACGCCAAUGACUUUAGCUGAGCCUCAAGCAUUUAUACCAGCUCAGGAUCUGGCCCAAUGACGUGGACACUUCCAAAGACAAAACCAGCCCCCCGUCUCCAAAGUAUUUCUUUUUAUUCAGUGAGACUGGGUUAGUAAAACCAAAGUGUUCUGUGUAAAAUGGGCACCUUAACAGCUAGAGGGAGUCCAGAUCCAGACUUUCCCAAAAAUGCAAGUUGAUUUGAAUUAGGAGCGAGGCUCAGCCUAUUGUCAAGACUGCAGAAUUAGGCCCUGGAGUUAGUUUUUGGUUCAGGUCCAUGUUUAUUGGAAAUAAAUAAAUAGGACGUAGGUGGAUGUAUGGAACAACUAAAGUAGUUCAGAUGACUCACUUGUGCAAUGAGAUGGGGAUAUCUGCAUGUAAAUCUUCUACAGUGAGUAAAGAGCUCAUGAAAGAGUUGUGAGGGAACUCCCCCUCCCAAAUACAGUGAGACUUUAAAUACUAUUAUACCUUUCCUUUCAAAUAGUGUAUGUGUCAUGCAGAUUCCUUGGGCUUUAAUGGUUUCAGGUGCGCUCUCAGUUCUUUGAUCAGAAAUCCAAUUUCAAAUGGUGAUUUCUUUCUAGGCUUUCUGCAAUGCUGAACAGUAAUAUUCUGAGAUGGUCACAUAGGAGGUCUUCUCCUCCCUCGUUACCCAAACAUAUGACUCUAACCCACACUAAUGGGUGCUGCAUGUUCUUUCCUGGGAACAUUGGGAAGGGGAGGGGAUUUCUGCAAUCUAAAAUCAUGUCUGGUUUUUCAAGCAAUUCCUAUUUUUAUAGAGCAUCCAAACACCCAAAACUGAAACCAGCAUCCAAAAUAAUCUCUUUUUGGGAACUGGUAGAAUAAGUCCCACCUCUCUAGGGUCUAGGGGCUGGUAUCCAAGGGUACGUCUACUCAGAAGCAGUUAUUUCGACAUAAUGUUGAAAUAUUGUUGAGCUAGAGGACUGCUUAUUCCGACUCCUCAUUGUACAAGGAGUAAGGGAAGACGGAGAAAGAGUGCUCUAUUUUGAAAUAAGUGCUGGUAGACGUUCCCAAAUUAGCGCAGCGCAAGGUGCAUAGCUUAUAUCGAGAUUAGCCCUGCAGUGUAGACGUACCCCAAGUGUGCACCUGAUUACAAAGCUGGUCCUGAAAACUGAUAGCACCUUUACUUGUAGCUGGUUCCCCCCUUCUUUCCUGGUCCCUAAAAUCAAUAGGAAAGAGGGGCCAGAUCCCUGGAGUUCAGGGGCUGUUCUUUGCAGCCAUCCUCAUGUUCUGAGAAGAUGACCUAUAAUUCAUGUUGCCAACUUCCAGCCAAGUCACAACCUCAUGAUAUAACGACAUCUCAGAACACUGAAAUCACUGUCUGAAGGAGCAAGCCAGAGCUCUGCAUAUUUGCUACAGCUGGCUGUUUGCAGUGACUUCAGACAGGCCAAUGGGCUGACACGUAACUUGAAUUCCCACCAAAAGAUGGUUAGAUCUUCUAGCCUCGACUGUAGGCUUCUAACAUUCUUCUUCAUAGGUUAGAGCACAAUGCCAAAGUCACUAACACAUCCUUACUUGUGUCUUCCCUGACACUCCCCACAUUACUGACAGAAAUCAACAUACAUACAGCCAGGAGAAAAAUAUCAGCUCCAACUUAUUUGCUGCAACCUAAAAUAAGUUUGCAGAGAGUGGAUCAAGUGGUAGGUGUAGCCCAAACUAUUGUGGCUUGAGGCCCAUGCAAGAGAAAUGCAGUUAGCUCUACACGCCAAAGAGGUUGCUUUGUGACUAUCAUGGUUGGCAUGUUUCAGUGAUAGCUGUGUUAGUCUGUGUCUGCAAAAACAACGAGCAGUCCUGUGGCAUCUAUGGGUAUGUCUACAC